UGGUGCCCUGGUGCCAAAUCCCUGGGUCUGUUCGGGACGCUCUUCCACCCUGAGUAGAGCUGGUUGUUCCACAGCCAGCUUUAUCCCCGAGGCUGAGCCCGGAAGAGAGAGCAGGGCGGCAGCCUCGGGUGCUCUUCUACCCUCUUCCAUUCCCUCUUUGGACCUGGUGGUCAAAUGUGAACCAACCCAUGGAAGGCGAAGUCUUGUUAUUGACGUAGCCAUCGCGCCCCGAGCAUCAAGCGUUUGAUCUGUUCGGGAAAGAGAUGUCAGUGCAGCCAGCAGGUGGAAUGUUUGCGGGGGCGAAGCGGUCCGAGGUGAUACCGAGUCUUUUGGCACGUUGAGGUUGUGUAGGGACUUACAUGCAUUUCAGGUCCCCCCGCGCGCUCCUGACAAAGGGUCGUGAAUCAGGGGCGAGAGGGAACACAGAAAAAGUAGAGCCUUCCCCAGCCAUUUGGGAGCAGAAUAAGCCUUUUGGAGGCCACCGUCUGCUGGAGCGAUGUCGGGCCUCAAAGGCAGUUGACCCUACUUCUUCUCACCAACAGUGGGGUAACAGUGACUUGGGAAUGACUUUGUGAAUCGAAGUUUCUCCAGAAAGGCCGUGUUUGAGCUUCCAGGUUGUUUACAGUUUAAAAAAUUUUAUUGAUUGGAGGCUGCUACCUUGUGGAGAGACUUUAUUGUAAGCUAAGAAGCCUAAAUUUUAUUGGGUUAUUUUUGGCCCUUUGAAGGCCAUUUGUUAUUGGUGUCAGUGUCUGGCUUAGCAUUGUUUUGUAUGACUAUUGGAUAAGAUCUUAAAAGGUAUGUUAGGCUUGAUGGACAUCUAGCCUCUAUUAAGUCAUAAGGCUGGAGGUGAAGCAGCACAGUCUUGAGGUAGAUUUUCUUGCUUUUUUGUAGUUUGCCUACUUGAUGACCCUGUCUACUUUCUUUUGGGACUAUAAAAGGCUUUGUAAUCUCUUCACAGUAGGAGUCAUGCCCUUCAGUGAACGCUGUCCUCCCAGGCUAUGUCCUUUGGGAUUACAUGUUGUUAAACUGAGUUUGUUUUCAGGGCAUGGUCAUUAUGUUGCUCAGAAUAAAUCAUUUUGUUAGAUUUUUUUGUUUUUGCUUUUCGAGACAAGGUCUCACAGAGUUGCCCAGGCAGGCCUUGAACUCAGGAUCAUCCAUCAGCCUCCUGAAUGCUGGGAUUACAGGUGUGGGCCACCAUGCCCAGCUGUAGAAUUGUCAAUUGCUAUUUUAAUGUCAGUAACUUCUAUAGUAUACUUAUGAAUUUGUUCAGUUCUAAAAUAACAAAAUACUUUUAACAUUGCUAAUUCAUAUUCCCAUGAAAACAAAUUUAUUACCUGGAGCACAGUAUUUGGAUACAAGUCAUUUUAUCUUUAGCCUUACAGUGUUUAGUUAAAAUACUGUUUUCCAGUUACUUAGUUCUUGACAUUCUUAGUACUUCACUGUACUAAGAAUUGUUACUCAAUUGUAGUAAGGCUUAUUGGCUGUUUGUAUUCCAUUUAUUACAUUUUAGGACCUCCCCUCCACCCCAUCCUAGUCGGUGUGUGUGUGUGUGUUUAAAAAUAUACAAAGCUGGCACAACUGUAAUCUCAAUUACUUGGGUGUGUUGGGAGGGUGGGCAAGCCAGGAGGAUCACAAAUGCAAAGGCAGCCUCAGCACCUUAGAUCUGUCUCCAAAACAAAACCCCAGGGCUGGGGUAGGGGGCAGGUGUUGCUGCUUGCUGGUAGACACUUGCCUACCAUAUGGUAGGCCCUGGCUUCAACCCCCAGUGCAGUGGUACCUUGGUACUCCUUGUUAGUUGGUUAUGGGAGGCGCAAGUACCAAACAAAUUAUUUUGGCUGGAGAGGGUAGCAAGUCACAAGGCAGUUGACACAAGUUCUAGACUGUGCACCAAGUACCAAACAAAUGAAGAGCACUGGAACAAAGUUUUUGUGUCAAAAUGUGUCAAGUCCCAAAUUGUAGGAGACUCAAAACAUUCUAAUACUGAGGUAUGACUACUGCAAAAAACAAGCAAGAGAGAAAGAGAAAGAGGCAAAAAGAGCAUCUUUGAACAAACCACCCAGUUAUGCAAGAACAUUUCCUGUACUGCUCCAUGGAUCUAUGUGUUCCUCCUCAUCCACCAAUCCCUAGAGCUCUGGCCCUUCUCUGAGAGGGAUACUAGGUGAUGGCAGCCAUGCUUCUCACAGCCUGGCCCCAGAAGUUGGUGACCUUUGAGGAUGUGGCUGUCUACUUCACCCAGACGGAAUGGGAUGGCCUGUCCCCUGCACAGAGAGCCUUGUACAGGGAUGUGAUGCUGGAGAAUUAUGGGAACGUGUCCUCUGUGGGGUUUCCGCUUCUUAAACCUGCUAUGAUCUCACAACUGGAGAGAGGUGGUGAGGUGGAGGGCCCAUCUCCACUGGCUCCUGUAACUGGAACAGGCCCUAAGGGCCUCUGGACUGUAGAUACUGGUAUACAGACAAACAAUAAUUUGACAAGUGAAGUAUAUGAAGAAAAGGAUAGCACAUCAUUUGAACUUCCAAGGGACUUUUCCCUGGAAACAGACUUUAAAGAAACAUACAUACCAGAGCAACCACAGGAAGUCCAAUCAGCAGGAAGGAUAGAAAAGGAAAACAGCAGCAACAUGGAGAGAGCAGUGAAAGAUGAAACAAGCUCCAUGGAGGAGUAUUCCUUUAGUCACAGUCCAAACUUGUUUCAGCAUCAUAGUAUCUCCUCUGACACUGAACAGCAGCACCCUGGUUGUACAGGACUGAUGAAAGCCUUUAGCUUUGACACAGAACUUAUUAAGCAUGAAAUAAUUAAUACUGUCGAAAGACCUAUAAAAUGUGAAGAUUUAGUGGAAAUCUUUAGAUUUGACUCUCAAUCUAAUCAGCAUCUAGAAAACUACACUGGGGAGAAGGCUUAUCAGUGUGUGGAGUGUGGCAAAGCCUUCAGUGUUAUCACAGAAUUAAUUUGGCAUCAAAGAUUUCAUAGUGGGGAGAAACCCUUCAAAUGUGUGGAGUGUGGGAAGUGCUUCAGUUACAGUUCCCAUUAUAUCACACAUCUGACAAUCCACAGUGGGGAGAAGCCCUAUCAGUGUAAGAUUUGUGGGAAGGCCUUUAGUGUUAAUGGGAGUCUUAGUAGGCAUCGGAGGAUCCACACAGGAGAGAAGCCCUAUCAGUGCCAGGAGUGUGGAACUGGCUUUAGCUGUAGUUCUGCAUAUAUUACACAUCAAAGAGUCCACACUGGAGAGAAACCUUAUGAGUGCAGUGACUGUGGGAAAGCUUUCAGUGUUAAUGCAAAAUUAAUACAACAUCAGAGAAUCCAUACUGGAGAGAAACCUUAUGUGUGCAGUGAGUGUGGGAAAGGCUUCAGGUGCAGCUCUCAGCUUAGGCAGCACCAGAGUGUCCAUACUGGAGAGAAGCCCUAUCAGUGUAAAGAGUGUGGAAAAGCCUUCAAUAAUAAUGCAAAACUCAUUCAGCAUCAAAGAAUCCACACAGGUGAGAAACCUUAUGAGUGCAACGAAUGUGGAAAAGCUUUCAGUGUCAAAGGGAAAUUAAUCCAGCACCAGAGAAUCCACACUGGUGAGAAACCAUAUGGAUGUAAUGAAUGUGGGAAAGCCUUCAGGUGUAACUCUCAGCUUCGGCAGCAUCUGAAGAUCCAUACUGGGGAGAAACCCUACAAGUGUGAUGAGUGUGGAAAGGCUUUCAGUGUUAAUGCAAAACUAAUGCAGCAUCAGAGAAUUCACACUGGGGAGAAACCAUUUGAAUGUAGUGAAUGUGGGAAAUGCUUUACUUCUAAAAGAAACCUACUUGAUCAUCACCGAAUCCAUACUGGAGAAAAGCCUUAUCAGUGCAAGGAAUGUGGCAAAGCCUUCAGUAUCAAUGCCAAGUUAACUAGACAUCAGCGAAUACAUACUGGAGAGAAACCUUUCAAAUGUAUGGAAUGUGAAAAAGCAUUCAGCUGUAGUUCUGACUAUAUUGUGCACCAGAGAAUUCAUACUGGAGAGAAACCCUUUCAGUGUAAGGAGUGUGGAAAAGCCUUCCAUGUUAAUGCCCAUUUAAUUCGGCAUCAGAGAAGCCACACUGGGGAGAAACCUUUCCGAUGUGUAGAGUGUGGCAAAGGCUUCAGCUUUAGUUCUGACUGUAUUAUACACCAGACUGUCCACAGUUGGAAGAAACCUCAUGUGUGUAAUAUCUGUGGGAAGGCCUUUAGGUUUACCUUCCAGCUUGAUCAGCAUCAGAGUAUCCAUAAUGAAGGGAAAUCUUAGUGAGAAGGAUGUAGGAGCUCUGAAGGUUAAUGCUGAAAUGGAUCAUGCAUCAUCAGAUUCACCUUGGAGGAAUCCUUUGGGAGGGAAGUGAAUGUGGCAAAGUCCUCACAUGGAAACACAUCUUUUCUGUUUUAUUCAAUUUUUAAUGAAGAAUAUAUCACCAGUUAAAAAAUAAUAUUGCAAAAUAACUUUGGUUUGUACCAACAACCAACUUGAAAAUAUUGAGAGAAAUCCUUAGCAGCAUCAAGAACAGUAGAUUUUCUAGGAACAAACAAUUGUUUUAUGGAACCAAUAUGGUAAAAAUGAUAAUUCUCCACCAAGGGCCACCAGAGGAAGCUUGAAUAAAUGGAGAGAGAGAACAAAAUGUGUUCUUACGUAGGAAAACCCAUAUUAUAAAGAUAUCCGCUCUACCUAAACUAAUUUAUUUCUGUUUAAUUUUUGGUACAAGCAUGUAUUUUGUAAAGAGGAAAAACAAGGAUUUCACUUUUGUGAAAUAGAGAAAACUUUGCAAAAUAUCAGAUAAAUGCUAGAAACAAAAUGUUGAUAAAUUGAUCAUUCAAAAUUAUUUCUAAUAUGUUUUUGUUUUAAAUACUCCCAAAUAAAGCUGUUAAAGUAAAGCAUAAAA
Molecule: messenger RNA, 4868 nt
Organism: Chinchilla lanigera (long-tailed chinchilla)
Lineage: Eukaryota; Metazoa; Chordata; Mammalia; Rodentia; Chinchillidae
Gene: Znf23
Product: zinc finger protein 23
Exons: 5
Coding region: 2162-4243 (693 amino acids)
Biological process (GO): regulation of DNA-templated transcription
Source: RefSeq, a predicted model, not a curated record